CUGCUGUUGGUCGGCCACCCGGGCAGCCUCUGGUCGGGCAGCCUCUGGUCGGCCACCCGGGCCCCGAGCGGCCGGGAAAUGGAGUCGGUGUUUGUGACAGUCGGGACAACGAGCUUCGAUGAACUGAUCCAAGAAGUGUCAUCUGAAAGGGCGACUCGAAUUCUUCAAGAUUUGGGCUACAGAAAGCUGAUUCUUCAGAUUGGCCGUGGCUCUGUUGAACCAAAGCCUUUAGUUGGAACAAAUUUUACUCUUGAAGUGUUUAGGUUCAAGGAUUCAAUAGCAGAUGACAUACAGAAUGCUGCACUCGUUAUCAGUCAUGCUGGUGCCGGCAGUUGCCUGGAGACCCUUGAAGCUGGAAAGCCCCUCAUCGUUGUCAUUAAUGAGAAGUUGAUGAACAAUCACCAAUUGGAACUAGCCAAACAGCUGCACCGAGAUAGUCAUCUUGUGUAUUGCACUUGCAGCACACUUUCUGAAACAUUACAAAAAUUGGACUUCACAUCCUUGAAACCAUUCCCACCAGGUCACCCAGAAAAAUUUUCAACAUUUUUGGAUAAAAUCCUUGGAUUCCAGUGACCUUGACAGUAAUUUUAAAGUGUGAUGGACUUUUUAUUUCUAUCUCUUUGGAAUACCAACCUUCAAGAGCAACAAACUGAAGACCCACACUUAUCCUGUGGUUAGAAAUUUAAUAAUUUCUGCCCCAGCUUUUGUAAAACAAUUGUGAAUAGAACCAGGAAAAGAAUUAUUGUCCAACAGCAAUGAGACAAUAUUGUUUGAAAAUUCAUAUGUGUAACAAAUGUAUCUUUCACACAACUCUUUUCCAACUGAUAUUCCCUCAUUUUAUUACGUGUAUUUCUGCAUGUAGAUUCUGUUAACUAGAAAAUAUUUCUGCGUUUAUGCAACAUGAAAGCACCAAACAAGCAAGUAUUGUUAAAGUAAAAUCUGUUUGUGUGUGAAGAUGUAACCACACAAAAGUUUACUUUUCAGCUCCUUUUCUCCUUGCUGGAGUAAAUUUGCUUAUAUGUCAACAGUGCUUGGGCAUCUCCAAGAACCCUUUCAUUAUGUGUGAACCCAGGCUAUGAGCACCUGAAGGCUGUUCAGUUGUGGCCCACAGUUGAACCAGAUCCCAAUUGUUACUCUGACGUGCAAUGAUAUUCUGGAGCAGGAACCUUACUAGUUGAUUUAUCUCUUCACUUUCACCUCCUAUCCUUUAAAAUCUCGAUUAUGGACUAUGUAAUGCAGAUUACACAAGAGUCAGUACAGGGAGAUUAGUGGUAGGAAUUUUCAUAAAGAAAAGCUCUUGAUAUUGUUUACUACAAAUUUAUGGUUAAUGUGGUGGAUACAGUAUUAACUGGUCUACAGGUUUCUGGAUUAUUCCUUUUCUCUUUCUGGAAUGUAGAAGUAACAUUUGCCACUCUCCAGAGGUGUACAAAGCAUAUCACAUAGAUGGGCACAAUAUAUUAGGGGAGUUCUCUUUAUUGGUGUGAGCAGUCAAUACAUCAUGGUCAGAAUGACAAAUUAUAAAUUUUUUAAUAAGUUCAUUAGUAAUGCCAAGGUUGCAAUGUUCUUUGUUAUGGAUUGCAGGGCAUUUACAACAUAGAAACAGUGCAAUUCAUAGUCUCACAACCCUUUGUGUAAGUUUCUAUCCUGUUCUCUAUGAAUCUCUUUAUUCUUAGACCUAUAGCUGCUCAUUCUAGACCCCUUAAUCACUGAAAACGGUCUAUUUCUAUCUGCCUCAUCCUUUUAUCACUUUAAAAUGCCUAUGUCAAAUCACCCAUUAAUCUCCUUUGUUCAGAUCCAAUUUUUCAAGUCAUAGUUCAUAUUUGCAUUUCACCAUAUAAGGCAGCAUCCUAGUGCUGAAUCCUCAAUUUCUUCAAUAUCUUUCCCAAAUAGAUCAAAACUGAACUGCCAACUGUAAUCUUAUGAAGAUUUUUGUAUGGCUUCACCAUUGCAUCUUGAUUUUUCUAUAUUCUGUAGCACAGUACAGUGCAGUAGUUUCAAAGCAAUGUACUUACCUGUUACUUUAAAAUUGAACAUUUCAUGAUAAAUGCCUGUUAAGGAAUCUUUGGGAUUGAGGGACAUUGUUUGCAAUAGUUGGUCUGAGCUCCAUGUUUGAUGGCAUCAUCAACUUAUUUCUGUGGGACUACAAGUCAGAAAGCCCUCAGGCCCCAAUGGUAUGCAUCCAGCAUACUGAAGGAAGUUGGGGAGGAAAUAGUAGAAGCACUAAUGAGGAGUUAGUGUUUCAUAAAUACAGAAUGUGAGAGAUUACAGUCCCCCUUCCACUAUUUGAAGAUACUGCUUUGCUGCCCCUCAAUAUUUGGCUGCACAUUAACAUUCCUGAUCUUUGGCCACCCAGUAUGAGAGUUAGUGGGCAAGUUUGAGGACUUCCUCAUAGGACUAUUCCUGGGCCUUGACAAACUGACAUCAGCAUGUCCAGGUGGUGUGGAGUUGAAGGGGUUGUUUGGCCCAACUGUCUGUCUUUCUUGCGCAGUUAUGUUUGAUUUCCUGGAGGUAAGCUUGAUGCCUUCUACUGGUGGACGCUGGAGAAAGUGAAGUGUUUCAUCACACCCUGGAACCAAAUUUUAAUUGAUUCAUUAAACUGUAAAUUAUAUAUAAUUUAAAGAAAACCUAUUGAUUGUGCCCCUUUAAGUAGGAGACACCUACCUUUUAAUUGGUGAUGACACCUCUCAUUAAUCACUAACAUUUAAAAAGUAAAAGCAUGAACAAAAAAAACCUUUAGAAACAAAAGUUAUACAAAAAGACUGGAGGGUGAUGAAUGCUACACCCAUGUUCAAGAUGGGGAUAAUCUGGGGAAUGAUUGCACCUUUAGUCGGUUGGAUCAUAAGUAAAUUUCAACAAAAUUUUGUGGGGCAAAAUUAAUGAACAGGCAUGAACUAAUCCAGGACAGUCACCUGAGUUUAUAAGGAGCCAAGUCUUGUUUGAAUAGGCGUUUUGAAGAUUCAGAGUGUAUAAGUAAAAGAAAUAUGGUUGUUACUUACUGUAUAUCACAUGUUCUCAAAAUUCAAAAUGUGUAAUAAAAGUAAUAUAUAUUAAAAGUAUUGGAAUUGGGGGCUGGCAAAGUAUAUAGAUAAAUAGAACUCAUAUGCUUGUGUUUUGACUCUAGUCACUUCCAUGGCUGCCACUUUAGGCUAAAUCCAGAGGUGUAGAACUUUGGAAAACUGCUAAACUCUGAACUGACCUUUUUCUUCCAGAUCCAUUUAGUUACAAAGAUUGCUUUCUUCAACUUCUGCAAUAUUCUCCACCUCGCUCCUACCUCUCUAUCCUCACUACUGCUGAAACCCUGACCCAUAUCUUUCCUAUCUUAAAUCAUGACUUCUCAGGUGCUUUCUCUGGAUUUCAUGCUGCCACAAACUAAAACUCUGCCAGGAUACUAUGACCUGUGCUCUCAGCAGCAGAAAGUCACAUCACCCUCACUUUUUUAGGUCUCUGUGCACUAGCAAAUUGGCUUCCAGAUCCUUGGCCUUGUUUUCAAAUCUGGUUUAGAGACCUUCCACCAGUUUGAUGAUCUCAAGCUAUGCUUCACUCCAACACCAGAUUACCUCCUGUGAUCUGCUCUCUGUGCCUCAUCAUUGUUGGCCAUUUAUUGGCCACCACGUCCUUCCCUAGAAAUCUUCGCCUUGCCACCACCCACUUACGUUUAGCUUCAAAAGACCCUUUAUAUCAUAAUUUCAGUCCUCUACCUUUUUAUUUUCCUUUUUUCUUCCUAAUUAGCAUCGACCAUUUUUCUUCAGUGUAAAGUGCUUUCUUUCUAUAUGCAAGAAGCUCAACAAAAAGGUGAUCUGCCUGAAAUGUUAAUUCUUUUUCUCUCCACAGAUGCUGCCUGACUUGCUGAAUUUUUCCAGCAUUCAUGUUUUCAUUUCCGACUUCCAGCAUCUCCUGUAUUUUGCUUUGAUAAAAAUGACCUUGCUUGA
This is a messenger RNA of Carcharodon carcharias (great white shark), 3929 nucleotides long. RefSeq lists its product as uncharacterized. The coding region runs from base 79 to 573 and encodes 164 amino acids. Gene Ontology annotation, biological process: dolichol-linked oligosaccharide biosynthetic process. The transcript has 4 exons. Gene Ontology annotation, molecular function: hexosyltransferase activity. The record is from RefSeq and is a predicted model, not a curated record. NCBI's taxonomy places the organism in Eukaryota, Metazoa, Chordata, Chondrichthyes, Lamniformes, Lamnidae.